AUGGCGUCGACCGUCGAUACAGCAGGGUUUCUCGUCUUGCUGCUCUUCAUACCCUUGCUGUCGAUAUGCUGCAUCUGGAUGAUCGUACACAAACCCGCUAUCAUAUUCCAUGCCUCCCAAGCAUUCUUCAACUUCCUUGCAAUGUGCUGUUUCGCCAGCGUCGCUGCCUUCCAGGCAAGGUGGCAUGUAGGCCCAUCGGGAUUGACCGGAUUCGCACUCUUUGUCUCGGUCACAGGCGUCGUCUUUCCUCUCUUUCUCCUCUUCGUCCCCGUCAUCUAUGAAAAGUUUGACAAGGGCGCACGCCUUGCACGAGCACUGAGCGAGACUCGGGUCGCUUUCAUCCUAAUCUCAGCAGGCACGACUUUCAGCUUAUUGAUCGCCUUUAUCACGACGAUCUCAGCCUGGACAGAGCCUGGCUGCAAAAAUGCUAGCAACGACCCGCACGAGAGUUUGGGCUCGACAUUCCGGAGCGAGUUGAGCGGCUGGUGCAGUACGAAAAAAGCGGGAGCAGUAUUCUUCUGGCUAGCAUUCGCGUUCUGGUUGGCCUCGUUGGGCCUCACGAUCUACGACUGGCGCAAUGGGCGCUCUAUGCGGCCCCGUGACCAACCCUUCACACAUCCUACCGAGUUCUCUGAGGUGGCAACGACGGCCGAGGGCGACGGCGACUACGACGACCAGGAGUCUCAGUACAGCAAGCCCAUCGCACAGUCGAAUGCCUCGCAGACGACAUUCGACACCGCGUACGUGCCGCCCGCGCUUCCCACGCCUGCACAGCCUGCGGCCUCGUACGCCGCGCCUGUUCCCUCGCGCCCGAGCAUGGACGUGUACGGCGCAUUCUCUGAUCCCACGCCGACCGGGUUUGGAUCGGCUGCGUCCACGCCCAGCUCGCCGACGUCGGACAUGCCGCGGGUGAGCCGAACGAUGCAGUACGCGGACCCAUAUGCGGCAGUGCGCGCGACGCUCGCAGCGGGACAGCAGCCUGCGGCACACUCGGGUCCGCCGAGCUACUCGUACGGCGGAUACUCGUAA
Molecule: messenger RNA, 1029 nt
Organism: Laetiporus sulphureus 93-53
Lineage: Eukaryota; Fungi; Basidiomycota; Agaricomycetes; Polyporales; Laetiporaceae
Exons: 5
Coding region: 1-1029 (342 amino acids)
Cellular component (GO): membrane
Source: RefSeq, a predicted model, not a curated record